Macaca mulatta (Rhesus monkey) is the source of this 1277-nucleotide messenger RNA. The record is from RefSeq and is a predicted model, not a curated record. NCBI's taxonomy places the organism in Eukaryota, Metazoa, Chordata, Mammalia, Primates, Cercopithecidae.
GAUCAGUCACCUCUGACCUCAAAGCUUUUCCCCUAGACUGUUCGAAUAGUUUGCACUUUUUGGAGUAGAGGUUAGUCUCACUGCUCCCUACUUCACAUCCCAUGUUUCAGCCAUAUUAAGCAGUUUGUAGCUCUACAGCUGGGCCACGCUGUAUUUUUUUUUUUUCUCUAGGCCUGUGGAUAUGCUGUUUUCCCUGCCUUGGAUUCUCUUCCUACUGAUAAAUCAUGUUUAUUCUCUCAGAAGAAGCUACGAUGUCACCUGGACUGAAGAUGAGGCUAACACUUACUCCAAGGAAUGGACCUGUUCUUCGUCUUCAUCUCUGCCCAGAACCUGCAAGGAAAUCAAAGACAAGUGCCCUAGUGCAUGUGAUGGCCUGUAUUUUCUCCGCACUGAGAAUGGUGUUGUCUACCAGACCUUCUGUGACAUGACCUCUGGGGGUGGUGGCUGGACCCUGGUGGCCAGCGUGCACGAGAAUAACAUGCAUGGGAAGUGUACAGCGGGUGAUCACUGGUCCAGUCAGCAGGGCAGCAAAGCAGACUACCCAGAGGGGGACGGCAACUGGGCCAACUACAACACCUUUGGGUCUGCAGAGGCAGCCACGAGUGAUGACUACAAGAACCCUGGCUACUAUGACAUCCAGGCCAAGGAUCUGGGCAUCUGGCAUGUGCCCAACAAAUCCCCCAUGCAGCAUUGGAGAAACAGCUCCCUGCUGAGGUACCACACUGACACUGGCUUCCUCCAGACACUGGGACAUAAUCUGUUUGGCCUCUACCAGAAAUUCCCAGUGAAAUAUGGAGUAGGACAGUGUAUUACUGACAACGGCCCGGCGAUCCCUGUGGUCUAUGAUUUUGGUGAUGCCCAGAAAACAGCAUCUUAUUAUUCACCCUAUGGCCAGCUGGAGUUCACUGCGGGAUUUGUUCAGUUCAGGGUAUUUAAUAAUGAGAGAGCAGCCAAUGCCUUGUGUGCUGGAAUGAAGGUCACUGGAUGUAACACUGAACACCACUGCAUUGGUGGAGGAGGAUAUUUUCCAGAGUCUAGUCCCUGGCAGUGUGGAGAUUUUUCUGGUUUUGAUUGGAGUGGAUAUGGAACUCAUGUUGGUUACAGCAGCAGCCGGGAGAUAACUGAGGCAGCUGUGCUUCUAUUCUAUCAUUGAGAGCUUUGUGGGAGGGAACCCAGACCUCUCCUCCCAACCAUGAGAUCCCAGGGAUGGAGAACAACUUACCCAGUAGCUACAAUGUUAUGGCAGAAGAGAAACUAAUAAAUCAUAUUGACUCAAG